This is a messenger RNA of Nanorana parkeri, 1201 nucleotides long. RefSeq names its product protein CROWDED NUCLEI 3-like. The record is from RefSeq and is a predicted model, not a curated record. Gene Ontology annotation, biological process: spermatogenesis. The annotation marks the transcript as partial. The transcript has 8 exons. Lineage: Eukaryota; Metazoa; Chordata; Amphibia; Anura; Dicroglossidae.
GUGCUAAUGCAAGAUAAAAGUUGCCUAGAGGGAACUGAUAAACAGCAAACCAUUGAAGAUACCAGCAAUAGAGAAAAGAAACUGGCUGUCUUAGAAAGAGAGCACACAGACCUACUGGAGAAGCUGAAACUCAGCUUUGUAGAGGUGGCAAAUUUGCAAAAUGAACUGAAAACUUCAGAUAAGAAAUACAUUAGUGCACAGAGGGAGCUGGAAAUCCUAUGCCAAGCUCUAGAAGCAACACAAACUGACAACAGUCGCCUCCAUCGAGAAAGUGAAUUUGUGGCUGCAAAUGUUAAUCAGUGGAUCAAAGAACAAAAGCUUGCCAAUGAAAACUUAGGUGAGAAAAUCCGUGAACAAAAUCAGCUCUUGGCUCACCUCACUGAGGAAAGAGACAAUUUCCAGAAAAAAGAAGAGGCAUUGUUAGCUUUGGUUACUAACUUUAAAGCUGACUUGGAGAAAAUGAAAACUGAAAAUGAACAACUAAAGGAAAAUGGUGCUGAACAGCAAGAACUGAAUAUAAAGCUUAGAAGACAGCUGGAGACGCAAGAGCUGGAGCAUACAAGCCUCUUUGAAAAGAAUCUAGCUGCUACUGAAGAUAUGCAUUCUAAAUUACAAACCAACAUAAAAUCAAUUCAUUUUUUAAACCAGAAGCUAAAUGAAUUAGGCCAAGAAAAUGGAUAUUUGCGGCAGCAGUUGGAAGAUGGGAAACUGAGAUGUCAACAGUAUGAACGCCAUUUAGAAACCUGCAAUCAGACUCUCUCUAAUCUUUUCACUCAUCUGAAAGUUAUACAAGAACAGAGAGAUUGCCUCCAAGAAAAGACUAAGAAUGUUGUAUCCUGUAGCCACAACAUUGUGCCACCAUUAACCACAGGAUCUCAUGCACAGCUUCAGAUUUUUUCCCAAAAGGGAACAGUAAAUGGGGAAUCAGAAGAGUUAGUGUUAAAAGAUUCAUUCGAGAAAUCAUGUCGGACACAUUGCACAGAACAUUCUACUCCAUUACAAGACAACACAGAGUACUGGAUGGAGAAAAUGAAUGGCUUAAUGUUACAGAUACAACAGUGUAUUGGAACACGUGUAAAGUGAAAGGUGAACCUUUCUAAUCAUAUAAAUUGUUUAGUGAAUUCACAUUUUAACUGACAUUCAUUUUGACAUUCUGAACCUUCAGCUAUAUGACAAAUGUUUGUUUCCCCACUAGAGUUUC